AUGACUGUCUUCAAGUUCCCACAAUUUCAAAGAUACGAAAUCUCAGUAUCAUUAUUCCAUAAUGUCAGUAAUACGAGUGAUGUUAAAUUAAAAAUUGCAGAGCUCCCUUAUGCCUUGGUAGAUGCAACUAUGGUUUGCUCUAUAGAGCAACUGUAUUCUGCCAUCUACAGAGCCAUAGUGGAAAGUACUUACAAUAGGUUGAGAACAAAAACAUUGCAUUCUGAAUGUUUAUUGUGCUUAGCACCAAGUUCUAACAUUGGUGAAGCUUUUAAAAGAUUUGGUAUUAAAGAUGAGUCAAAGGAAAUAAUUGUAAUAAAAAUAAAGGAUACCGAAGAUGACCAAGAUAAUGAUCCAGAAUUUCCAGAUAUUAUUAAAGGUGAUCAAGUUUCAUUUGAUGAUGAAACUUUGCAAGCUACUAAAAAUGAGGAAUUAAUCAGAAAAGUACGUAUACAAACUUUAUAA
Vanderwaltozyma polyspora DSM 70294 is the source of this 462-nucleotide messenger RNA. It is a transcript of the gene CGI121, whose product is annotated as Cgi121p. The coding region runs from base 1 to 462 and encodes 153 amino acids. The transcript has a single exon. Gene Ontology annotation, biological process: telomere maintenance via recombination; tRNA threonylcarbamoyladenosine modification. Gene Ontology annotation, cellular component: nucleus; EKC/KEOPS complex; cytosol. Lineage: Eukaryota; Fungi; Ascomycota; Saccharomycetes; Saccharomycetales; Saccharomycetaceae. The record is from RefSeq and is a predicted model, not a curated record.